AUGGUUAUAAGCCUUGGUGGCCUCAGAAAGGCGCCAGGUAUCCGCAACGCUGCGAGUCUCAUCUUUCAUCCCGAGUAUUGCCGUGACGGAGUGCGUCCGGAUGAUCUGACUCCCACUCCACAGCAAUGCGCUGCUGUCCUGAUGCAUGUACUUUGCGAGCCUGAAUUCGGGGACGGAAGUAUGGUGGAGAGGAAGUUGGUUGGAAGCAAGGAUGAUAACUCCGAUAGCGUCAGGGAGAGAAUGAUCCUGACUGUACCGAGUGCAACCAGUGCACGGUUUCCCAGGUUUUACAACCGAUUGCGCUGCGAGGUGAUCUAUUCGGAAAACACAUACUAG
Colletotrichum costaricense is the source of this 336-nucleotide messenger RNA. RefSeq lists its product as uncharacterized. The record is from RefSeq and is a predicted model, not a curated record. The coding region runs from base 1 to 336 and encodes 111 amino acids. The transcript has 3 exons. NCBI's taxonomy places the organism in Eukaryota, Fungi, Ascomycota, Sordariomycetes, Glomerellales, Glomerellaceae.